AGGCGCUUUAGUAGGCGCAGCGCUACGUUUUGUUCAGCUUGGAAAUAUUCGCCUUCUCUCUAACUAUCUUYUCAUGGAAGUUCCGUAGGCUAAGGUAUUCAAGAUGGAUGCRUUAUUUUCCACUAGUAACGACACAUCACAUUCACCAGCUUACACAGGAUGUUUUGGCCACUUCAAUAUUAUGUCCUGUGCCAGAGAUUCAGCACUCUCAAUACUUGCUGGGAUGACAAUAAUCAUUUGUGUSUUCAAGGUGAUCAAACUACACACCCAUCAUCAUUCAUUGCCCAAUCAGUACAUCRUAUACUACAGCGGGAUCAUCAAUUGUAUCUUAUGUUCUGCAAUUGCAAGUGUUACUCAUGACAUAGUCAUGAAAAUAACUGGGCCUAGUAAUUUUUGUCAAGGAAUAUUUUUAAAUACAGAGGCUGGUUAUACAGCUAUUUACAUAACAGUUAAGAUAAUAAGAUGGUUGCUGCCAUUAUGGACUAUGGCAAUAAUAUUUGGUAUCGAAGAUAACCAUGAAGUUCCUAAUAGAGUCAGAGAGCAAGUGUAUGUCAGUCCUGCUGUGGAUGACUCUGGGAAUUUCACCUCAGCUUUCCGCCCACGUGGAACAAGCUUUAAUUAUAAACACAUCUACAACCAGCCAGACACCACAGAACGACCACUUAUCCCACCGUAUGGUGGACACACACCCACCUCUCCUGGGCUAGAAUCCUAUGGGUCAAUGGGAAGAUCACCGAAGGAGCUAAGAAGUGGACAGACUUACCCAAAGAUAUAACAAUGCAAAGGGUAUUAUAUAUUUAUUUUACAUGUAAUGGACUCYGCACAGAUGACACUGUUUAGAUGUACUGAAAUCCAAGAUAGAAAAUUUAGUCACACAUCUGAGGGAAUAGUUUAUAAGGCUAUAAAUGGCUUUAUUGAGUCCCUGUGCUAUCUAUAAGUGCUGGUGUAAUUUAUUGUUCCUGGGGAUGACAGGAAGUGCUGGAUGUAACUAUUUUGUAUCCCCUGCAAAUGGAGGGAAGUGCUGGUUUUAAGUAACCUAUAAUUUCCUUUGGGUGAGGGGAYUGGGAGGUUAAAAAGAUCUACAAAGACUAAGUUCCAUAUCAAAGGAAAUUAAACAGUCAAUGGUUUGUAAAAACGUUUUUGAAAUUAAGGUAAAUUAAAUAUUUUGUAAUAUAAACAUAUCCUGUCUUACAAUGACUCAACAUUGGCYAAUAUAUAAAAAAGGAAUCCAUUUUUUUAAUUAUUUUUUGUCAACAAAUUCUCAUUAUUAUACACAAAUAUGAAUGGUAUCAAAGGAUAUCUAUUUGUAAAAUAAUACUGUCAAGGCACAACAACAAACAUACUCUGAAAACUGGAAAGGAUGGGUCGUAAUUUUUCAGUUUUGGUUUGAGAUGCAAAAAGUCAAGUUACUGCAAUGAAAACAAUUGUCGUGAUAUAUGACAUGUUACUCUGAAGAAGGAUUAAGGAAAACAAUGUAUUAACAGUGUGAAGAUUACAUUUUAAUCUAUGCAUUACUAUAUUGAUGACACACUACAUUUGUAGUGCUUGUUCAAGAUAAAAAACUUGUAAUAAACAUAUUUAUUUAUGUACAAUGUUAAUUGUAUAGUAACUUAACAUAUGAAUGUUGUGUAAAUAUCACAAAUUUCAUUAAAUUAAUGAUGUAAACCAGGGGUAACUAGUAAUAGCUCUGUCAGUGUUUCUAUAGAAAUGUUUUAUUGUCAGUGUUAAAAAUGACUCGUUUGCACAACAUGUUCAUUAACUUGAUGUUGCGGCUCAUGAAAAAAMCUGAAAACUGAAGAUACAAAUCAGUAACAACUAGUCAUUGUCUCCUUUGUAACUGUCAUCAUAGUGACCUCACAGUCAUCUGUUUCUUUGUUCAGCUGACUAAAGAAUGAUUAAAUUAUUUGCUGUCUUUUUCAUUUUAGUGACUUUUUAAAAAAUGCAGCAUAUCCUCAUGUAAACUUAUAAUUAGUAUGCAACCUAUGUCAUUGUAUUUAAAUGUUUUUUUUUUAAUACUUCUGGGGCAGUAGGAGCCUUGCAUUGUAAAUAGGUAUAUUUUGUGUGAAAUGUAUGUUUUGGUUAUGUAACCAUACCAUAUCACUUCAGUUGUGUUUAAAAAAUCAUUUUU
Messenger RNA from Exaiptasia diaphana, 2128 nucleotides. RefSeq lists its product as uncharacterized. NCBI's taxonomy places the organism in Eukaryota, Metazoa, Cnidaria, Anthozoa, Actiniaria, Aiptasiidae. The coding region runs from base 104 to 775 and encodes 223 amino acids. The record is from RefSeq and is a predicted model, not a curated record. The transcript is spliced from 9 exons.